Molecule: messenger RNA, 4133 nt
Organism: Cheilinus undulatus (humphead wrasse)
Lineage: Eukaryota; Metazoa; Chordata; Actinopteri; Labriformes; Labridae
Product: zinc finger protein GLIS2-like
Exons: 7
Coding region: 499-1950 (483 amino acids)
Biological process (GO): regulation of transcription by RNA polymerase II; smoothened signaling pathway
Cellular component (GO): nucleus
Molecular function (GO): DNA-binding transcription factor activity, RNA polymerase II-specific; RNA polymerase II cis-regulatory region sequence-specific DNA binding
Source: RefSeq, a predicted model, not a curated record
UCCCUCCUCUCAGUCUGCCGAAGUUUCAGUUGACCAGCGUCGCAACUGGGCGAUGCACCUCCAGGACAGCGUUGACAUUUUUGCGGCGGAUUUGACCCUCACACCGCAGCCUAAAGCCUCACCACCUAUCUGACAAGUAUUUGUUCCUCCGCUCGGUGAUUUCUUUAGCUAACGUCUCUUUGAUUUGAAGAGAAAAAAAACUCUCCCAGGACAAGGUUUUCUGCUCUGAAAACUGACCUCUCUUGACAAACAUUUCUCCUCUUGAACGAUCUCCUGUGGGAGGAUUUGCUUUCGUUAUUUUGCAACCAGCCGAGACAACUGAUAACUUCAUCGGAGAUGGUACCAGAGACGGCGCUCACACUCGCUUGAUUUUGUAUUUUUGUGCUCUGUUUGUGUGAACCGGAGGUUCAGAAGCAUCACCAGAAAAGCCAAGAGAGCAGAGGAGGCUGUUUCUCUGUCAACAAGCUGUUUCAAGGUGUUUCAGAAUAACCAGCAGCCAUGCUGUCUGUAGAUGAGCCGCUUGACUUGAAGCUUCCCUCUGGACGCUCUGACGGUCCGGUGAGAUUAGGAAAGAGGGCGUAUCCUUCCUCUAUCUGCGCCCCUCUCAGCGUCACACGACCACGCCUAAUAUGCUCUACCUUUCCAUCUCCCCCCUCCUCUCCAGAUUCCCUGUCUUCCUCUCAAGAACGACCCGGGUCCUGCUUCAGUCCUCCAGCCAUGGACCUCAGCAUGUCACCUUCCUCCCGCCAUGCCCCUUCUCUGUCCCCGUCUCCUUCCUCCCCCUCCUCCCUCUCCCCUUCCUCACCCCUGGAGUCCCCUAACAGUAGCAGCAGUCCUCAGCCACAUCUCUUCUCACGGGAGCCAGCCCGUCAUCGAGGUGUUGAAGGCGGAGCUUCACCGCCGGGUUUUCCCUUUUAUCUGCCCAUUGGAAGUCCACCGGGAGCAUACACGUUCCCCUCCUCCAUCUUCAUCGGUCAGAGCAGAGAGAAGCCGGUUUCACCAGAGCCCUCACUGGACGGUCAGCUGGCCUGCCGAUGGAUGAAGUGCCACCUGCUGUUCGAUUCACUGCAGGACCUCGUCGAUCACAUCAAUGACUUUCAUGUCAAGCCUGAAAAGGAUUCUGGGUAUUGCUGCCAGUGGGAGGGCUGUGCUCGUAAUGGGAGGGGCUUCAAUGCCAGGUAUAAGAUGCUGAUUCACAUCCGCACACACACUAAUGAGAAGCCCCACCACUGUCCCACCUGUAACAAGAGCUUCUCACGCCUGGAGAACCUGAAGAUACACACCCGCUCACACACAGGAGAAAAACCCUACAUCUGUCCCUAUGAAGGCUGCAGCAAACGCUACUCCAACUCCAGCGACCGCUUCAAACACACUCGCACUCACUACGUAGACAAGCCUUACUACUGCAAGAUGGCAGGCUGUCUGAAGCGCUACACCGACCCCAGCUCACUACGUAAGCACAUCAAAGCCCACGGGCACUUUGUCUCCCAGGACCAAGGGGCUUCUUGUAGGCUGGGAUCCGGACAGGGCCUCCCUGGACACCAGAGUCCAGUUGAACAUCCUCCUGUAGGUGGGGCCCAUAUCAUCAUCCCCAGUGCUGCUGCAGCUCUUCUUGGAGGGUCUUUGCCUCUCUCUGCUUUCUGCCACGCCAGAGCUCUGGGCCACCACGGCACCCCGCUUUUCAGCAUGGGAGGAGGAGGAGGAGUCUUCCCUAACUCUCCACUGUUACACUUUGGACUGUCAGCUGCGUCCAUGCUAGGGCUGGGAGCUCUGGGAGGUCUGGGGAGGAUGGCAGGGAAGGACACGGAGGGAGAAGAGGAAGAGGAGGAAGGAGAGGAGGGGGAGGUGCUGAACCUGUCUGCAGGGAUGGGACCUAGACGAAGUGACCCUUUGUCCUGGGUGGUGGUUCCCCCGAGGGCUCUCCAGCUCAAACGAGCUGUUGUCAGCUAGAAUGUGCACUCGGCUAAGUGUGUGUGUCGUGUCUGUUUUUGCAUGAAUGUAUAGCUGGGUGAGUGAUUUCACAAACAUAAGUCGUGGUUAUGAUGAAUGUUUGUGAGAGUGCGAGUGUUUGACAGUGAGGGAACAAAGGUCGCUGUUACCUGCAGAGCCAUAAGAAGCACUUCAGUCAUUCCAGCCCCAAAUGACUGGUGAUAGACUGACAGUAAGUCUGAACAGACUUAAACGAGACUGAUGAGAAUUUGCACCUUGCAGGUCAAAGCUGUCUUACACUUUAAAGAGCCAGUUCAACCAAAAUCAUAAGGAAAAUAAUCUUUAACAGCAUCCAGCCAUGCAGAUCAGUUUCUGAAAUCCUAAUUUUUAAGAACGUGGUUUUAGCUCUAAGAAAGUAGCCCGUGAAGCUGCAUUGACUGCAAAGUAAUUGUUCAUCCCCAAAGUCUUUUACACCAGAUAGACUGUUUUUCCACUGCAUGGAAAUAUAUCACAUCCAUCUGGGGAACCUCCCAUAAUCUUGGAGGGUGAUUGGACAAACCUUCUGCCCAUCUCUCCUGGUUAUGGGGAAUAAAAAUAAACUAUGUAGCCAAAGCUCAACAACCAGGUGCUAUCAUUGUUCACUAUCAGUGGAGCCAGCAAACUCAUGCAGAGAAGAUGAAAAUAAAGAUUUCAGUGUGGUUCUUUCCUCUUCCUUUAGUAAAAAAAUUACUUAGAGCUAAUAAAACUGCCGCUAUAGCUACAUCUGAGCUAAUCACUGCAUCAUUGCCAUUGUUUACUGGCUUGCAGUACAACUAAACCACGCCUAUAGCUACUGCCUCUUUCUCCUCAAUUGUUUCAGAUUGAAUCUUUGCGAGAUACAUCUGUCAUGGAAUCUAGCCAAUCCAUUUACUUUAUGCUUGGUUUUAACUUCAGCACAUCGUCUUGACUAUGCCUACAUGCCUAAACGCAUUGGUUACUGCCAUGUGGUUAGAUAUUUGUCUUAAUAAGCAGCUGAGUAGGUAUACCUAAUAAAGUGAUCGGUGAGUCUAUUUUGAGCAUUUUUGCAUGCUAAUGUUAGUUUUUCAAACCAAAAGUUGAGGCUGAAGUUCUAGAGGUUUUACAUUGAUUUUUCAAACCUCUAAUGCCCAAAACACACCAGCCCUGUCCAGUGUGCAUCCCAAUGGAUGCACACGGUCUAACCUGACACACCAGAUAGACCGUUUCAUUGAUCCAUUGCAUGGAUAUAUUCACAUUCAUCGGGGAAGCCCCCAUAGAAAGCGUUUGGGAAGGGGCAGGACUUUUCAAAAAAUUAACAAAAGGUGACUGGAGGAAUGUUCUCUGUCACAUGCAUGAUGGGCCAUUCAGAGCGACCCUGACUCUGCCAAGACAAGCUUUUGGUGUGGCACUUUGCCCUUGUUUUAAAAAGAUAAGUGGACCAAUUCUGAUUAAACUGAUGCUUUCCCAAAUUUCAAGCUAUCUUUCCUGUCAUCAAAAGCUUUCAAUGUUGCUCUAUGCCCUUGUUUUAUUAAAGAAAUUUCAGUUCUGACAAAACCACCGCGUGGCCAAGUCCAAGCUAAUCAUCAAUUAGCAGCGAUAGUAUACAACCAUUCACACAACAACUAACCCCUCUGUAACUCUGACAAACUCAUGCCAAAGUAGCUUGGCAGAAAAAAAAAAAAAAAAAAAAAAAAAAAAUCUUUUCCAUCACGAAAAGCUGUUAGUGUUGUUUUUGCUCUUUAUUUCAUACAGAAACGUGGUCCAAUUCUGAUAAAACUGCCACUAUGUUAUAGCUACAUCUUAGCUUAUCACCACACUGGAGCCAACCAGUGCAAACGGCUAGUACAAUUAAACCCUGCCCACAGUUACUGGCUAGUUCUCUUUAAAUGAUGCUGACUGGUCCGAACAGCGUUCGGUUCAGCACAAACAUUGUGGAUUGGAGCUUGUCAAGAUAUAUUUGCCUGGUCAUAGAGAUGGAAUCUGGCAAAUCCAUCUUCUUUGCAAGUUUACAAAUGGUUAUCUUCAAUGUGCAAACCCACACUGAUGGCAACCAGCCACACCUGGUCGUGUUGUUUCACAGUGCUUUAAGGCCUUGUCCACACGGAGACAGAAACUAUAUAUUUCCAUUUCGUUUUGAAAAAGUUUUCCAUAAACACGGGAUUGUUUCAGGAAAUGUCUGCAUAAGCACGGAACCACUGAAAACGACU